Molecule: messenger RNA, 1730 nt
Organism: Anolis sagrei ordinatus
Lineage: Eukaryota; Metazoa; Chordata; Lepidosauria; Squamata; Anolidae
Gene: GSG1L2
Product: GSG1 like 2
Cellular component (GO): plasma membrane
Source: RefSeq, a predicted model, not a curated record
CUUAAGGCAAACUCACAGGGCUGCUUGGCUCAGCUUUCGCAGAUUCUGGAUCCGAUCAGGUCUCCCCUGAGUAUUUUGAGCCUCUCUGCCCACCUGGCUCAGCUGAACUUCACAAUUUUCAUGACGAUUUGCUUGCUGUUUUCUGGCACUCAGAGGAUUUUCACUGGAUGCUGAAGAGAGGGGGGGGGGAGAGAAACGGCAUCAGUGGUGGGUGUUUCAAGCAUCUUUUUAAUACUGAUGCCAGCUGCCUCGACAAGUAGGCAGAUCUCAGGCAAUGAGGGGGGACAGGCGGCAAAGAGCCUUAGCAGCCCUCUCUCUCAGUUUCAUCUCAUUAAUCUUCUCCAUCACAGCCUUCAGCAGCAGCUAUUGGUGUGAAGGGAUCAAGAAAGUCAUCAAACCUUUUUGCAACGAACUCCAGGAUGGCCCCCACUGCAUCCGCUUCAACAGCUCCGGGACAAACAAUAGCAACGUGGUUCAUUACAUCUGGGAGACUGGGGAUGACAAGUUUGUGGACCGAAAGUUUCAUGCUGGUAUCUGGUAUUCUUGUGAGGAGAUUCUCAAUGCAGAAGGAGAGAAGUGCCGAAGUUUUAUCAGCCUGACACCCCCAGCAGAUCGAGGGGUGUUGUGGCUAUCUAUUGCAGCAGAACUCCUCUACAUUACUUUACUCCUGAUGGGUGCCAGCCUCAUGUUGAUUGAAAUCUGCCAUUCCAUCAGCGUCCUUGAUGGGCUGAAACUCAAUGCCUUUGCUGCUAUAUUCACCGUUCUAGCAGGCCUCCUGGGAAUGGUGGCUCAUAUGAUGUAUACAACUGUAUUCCAAAUGACUGUCAAUCUUGGUCCAGAAGACUGGCGCCCACAGACCUGGGAUUAUGGCUGGUCUUACUGUCUUGCAUGGGGCUCCUUUGCCUGCUGUAUGGCUUCAUCCGUGACCACAAUGAACCGAUACACAAAAACUAUUCUGGAGAUCAAAUAUAAACAGAAAAAACUGGAGAGAAGUUUAAAGAUGAAACCCAAAUACUCAGAUCCAGAAAGAGGAUGGACGAUGUACAUUGACACUGUGCACAGCACAGCUGGAGACUUCAUGCACCACCUGACGGACAUUCACACCCCGGUCAACCCUACCGCAUUUUCAGGAUUGAAUAACAUUCCUUUGGCACAUUGUGAAGAAUACUGUUAAACCUUGGCUUCUGUAGAAAGAUGGAUGAUUGGCUUAGCCAGUGCUGAUUUGAGGCAUUCUUUUGUAUGUCAAAGACUGAUAUUCUAACUGCAAAACAUGUUGGUGACUUACAAAGGAAAGGAGCAAACAAAAAGAAAAGCCUUCUUUCUUUUCAUCUCUCCUCUCUUUUUGCUCUGGUUCUGAUUGAGGGCAACAUCUAGUCAAAAUUAAGCUCUAAAGUUGCAUUGAUUUUUAGCUGGCAGUGAUUGACAUAACCAUUCUAAACACCAGAAAUAGGUCCCUUUCUGUGAGAUUUAAUCCCAGGUAAGUGAACAAACACUUGCUUAGCUCUCCUGCUGAAAUGAAUAGGACUUAAAAAUAGCACCCCAUUUAGGCAUUUUGAGAUUUUGAAUGCAGUUGUGAUUAUCAUCAACAGCAACAAUAAUAUGAAAAACAAUAAUCUCACGCAAGGAUGACUAUAUGUAUUUUUUAGUAAGGAAAAGGAAAUGCCACUAUUCGGAAGGAUCUCAUAUCACAACUAAACUAAAACAGAACUGAGCUUUAAAGGGAAAGAUGU